ACUAUAUAUACACACCCUUCUUCUCAAACCUCUUUGAUUCGCCAUUUUCACAUCCAUCACUCUCUCAACUUCUUCUGAAGCGAAAGAGCCAAGCCCAAGCAGAUUAGCUUGGUUCAUUUCUAUCUGUUUCCGAUCUUUUAUCUGCAAUUUAAAGGUUUUAAAAAAUGGCUGAUGCUGAGGAUAUCCAGCCCCUUGUAUGUGAUAAUGGAACUGGGAUGGUCAAGGCUGGGUUUGCUGGUGAUGAUGCGCCCAGGGCAGUAUUUCCCAGUAUUGUUGGAAGACCUAGACACACCGGUGUCAUGGUUGGGAUGGGUCAGAAGGAUGCCUAUGUCGGUGAUGAAGCACAAUCUAAAAGAGGUAUUCUGACCUUGAAAUACCCAAUUGAGCAUGGUAUCGUCAGCAACUGGGAUGAUAUGGAAAAGAUCUGGCAUCACACUUUCUACAAUGAGCUUCGUGUUGCCCCUGAGGAACACCCAGUGCUUCUCACCGAGGCUCCACUAAACCCUAAAGCCAACAGAGAAAAGAUGACUCAAAUCAUGUUUGAGACCUUUAAUGUGCCUGCAAUGUAUGUUGCCAUCCAGGCCGUUCUAUCUUUGUAUGCCAGUGGUCGUACAACUGGUAUCGUGCUGGAUUCUGGUGAUGGUGUGAGCCACACUGUGCCAAUCUAUGAAGGAUACGCUCUUCCACAUGCUAUCCUCCGUCUUGACCUUGCCGGUCGUGAUCUCACUGAUGCUUUGAUGAAGAUUCUCACUGAGAGAGGGUACAUGUUCACCACCACUGCUGAACGGGAAAUUGUCCGUGACAUGAAAGAGAAACUUGCAUAUGUUGCACUUGACUAUGAGCAGGAACUUGAGACUGCCAAGAGCAGCUCCUCAGUUGAAAAGAACUAUGAGCUUCCUGAUGGCCAAGUCAUCACGAUUGGAGCUGAGAGAUUCCGAUGCCCAGAGGUCCUUUUCCAGCCAUCUCUCAUCGGAAUGGAAGCUGCAGGCAUCCACGAGACUACUUAUAACUCAAUUAUGAAGUGUGAUGUGGAUAUAAGGAAGGAUCUUUAUGGUAACAUUGUGCUCAGUGGUGGUUCCACUAUGUUCCCUGGUAUUGCUGACCGUAUGAGCAAGGAGAUCACCGCCCUUGCUCCAAGCAGCAUGAAGAUUAAGGUGGUUGCACCACCCGAAAGAAAAUACAGCGUCUGGAUUGGAGGAUCUAUCCUUGCAUCCCUUAGCACUUUCCAGCAGAUGUGGAUUUCCAAGGGUGAGUAUGAUGAGUCUGGUCCAUCCAUUGUCCACAGGAAGUGCUUCUAAGCUUUACAAGUGCUUUGCUGGCGAGUUAUUUUUUGCAUUUAGUUGGCUUUUUUCGUGUCAAGGUGUCAUGUGAACUAAAUUAUGGUUGAUGUGAAGAAGUGUUGAGAUGGAAUCAUUGAAGGAGGGUAUAUCCUGAUCUUGAUGUAUCAAAAUAGCUUUCCAUCUGUUGCUAUUCAUGUAUGUUAAUGCCAGAAGUGAGAGGUUUAAUGGAAUGGCGCCUCCGGAUGUGAUAUUAGACACUUUGGUACUCAAGUCGUUACUUUCCUCGCUAUCUCUUAUGGUUCAACCAUGUCUUCUUUAGUAGGAUGUUUGUAGCUGGAGAGUGAUUGUGAUGUUUUUUUUUUUCCCUUUUCUUUUUUUUCAUUUGGUUUCAAUUUUCUUCAAAAUUGAAGGGUUUUCCUCCCUUGAGAACAUUAAUGUUAAUAGUUAUUGUAUGAGAAAUUUUAUCUAGUGUCAGUUUGCGGUCAAAAACUUAUGGAACUUAUUCUUAGUACUAUGUUUGAAAGGAUCUGCUUAUUUUA
Molecule: messenger RNA, 1819 nt
Organism: Jatropha curcas
Lineage: Eukaryota; Viridiplantae; Streptophyta; Magnoliopsida; Malpighiales; Euphorbiaceae
Product: actin-7
Source: RefSeq, a predicted model, not a curated record